AUGGCGGAGGAGAAGGUGGAAAAGGAUGUUGCCCUCGGCACAUCCUCUGCCGUCGACGUCGAAACGCCGAAACAUGUUGAUCCCACGCUGGAGAAACAUGCCCAUGAUGCUGACGAGGCUAUGAAGGCUUUUGAUGAGAUGCAGGGGGAGGCAAUUGAGCUUGAUGAAUCUACGAAUCGCAGGUUACUCCGCACGAUCGACUGGCAUCUGAUGCCGAUCAUGUGCUGCGUGUAUGGGAUGAAUUAUCUUGAUAAAACAACCCUCUCCUACGCAAGCAUCAUGGGAAUUAAAGAAGACCUCAACCUAGUCGGUGAUCAAUACCAAUGGCUCAGCAGUUUAUUCUACUUCGGCUACCUGGCCUGGGAAUACCCAACAAACCGCCUUCUCCAACGCCUCCCACUCGGAAAAUACUCCGCCUUUUGCAUCCUAAUGUGGGGCCUCGUGCUAAGCUGCUUCGCUGCCGUGAAAAGCUACUCCGGCGCAAUCGCCAUCCGCCUCUUCCUGGGCGUCUUCGAAGCAGCCGUAACACCCGGAUUCGCCCUGCUCACCUCCCAAUGGUACACAAAGCGCGAACAAGGCAGCCGGGUAAAUAUCUGGUUCAGCUUCAACGGAGUCGGCCAGAUCGUCGGCGGACUAAUCGCGUACGGCAUCGCAGUUGGAACAAGGAAGCAUGGUUCCUCGAUUGAGCCGUGGAAGAUCAUUUUCCUCGUCACGGGGCUCAUGACGAUCGCACUGGGAUUCGUGUUUUUGUGGAUUAUCCCAGAUAACCAGCUCAAUGCGCGCUGGUUGAAGAAGAAGGAUCGUGUCCUUGCUGUUGCAAGAGUCCGAAUUAAUCAGCAGGGGAUUGGGAAUAAGCAUUUUAAGCUUUAUCAAGUCAAGGAGGCCCUGCUUGAUCCGAUGACUUGGGCUUUCUUUUUUUAUGCGCUUAUUGCGGAUAUUCCGAAUGGUGGGAUUACGAACUUUUUUAGUCAGUUGAUCAACAGCUUCGGCUUCACGGAAGAGGAAAGCCUAAUCCUUGGUGUUCCCGGUGGCGCCGUCGAAGUCAUCGCUCUUAUUUUGAACGGGUAUAUCGGACACAUCACGAACCAGCGUCUCCUCUGCAGUCUAGGCGGGCUGGUCUCCGCCUUUGUCGGGAUGCUGCUUAUCGUCGCGCUGCCGCAGUCGAAUGACGUCGGUCGCUUGAUCGGGUAUUACAUGACGCAGGCGAGUCCAACGGCGUUUGUUGCGCUGUUGUCGAUGAUCUCGUCGAAUGUGGCUGGGUACACGAAAAAGACGACCGUUGCUGCGUUAUAUCUGAUUGGGUAUUGUGUUGGAAAUAUUAUCGGACCCCAAACAUUCCGCCCAGAAGACGCGCCGCGCUAUCUCCCGGCGGAAAUCAUAAUCCUCGUCUGUAUCGGCGUGUCGCUGCUUAUCAUGCUGUUCAUUUACUGGUGGUAUCGGAAGGAGAAUAAGCGGAAGAUGGAGAUUCAGUCGAGGCCGGAUUAUGUGCGGUUGGAGAAUCAGGAGUGGCUUGAUUUGACGGAUCGGGAGAAUCCGGACUUUUUGUAUGCCGUUUGA
Molecule: messenger RNA, 1557 nt
Organism: Penicillium argentinense
Lineage: Eukaryota; Fungi; Ascomycota; Eurotiomycetes; Eurotiales; Aspergillaceae
Product: allantoate permease family MFS transporter
Exons: 6
Coding region: 1-1557 (518 amino acids)
Biological process (GO): tripeptide transport; transmembrane transport; dipeptide transport
Cellular component (GO): plasma membrane
Molecular function (GO): dipeptide transmembrane transporter activity; allantoate transmembrane transporter activity
Source: RefSeq, a predicted model, not a curated record